AUGGCUGGAAGGAAUGUCAAGCUUAACGUUCUUCAAUUGCUUGACGCCAGGUCCCCCUCUUUCGUACCACCGCGAUUCCACCAUAUCCGCGAUGGCACCAUCGGAGAGAACCGAAACGAACUGAUCGACUCGCAUCCCAGAAUCAUGAAUUUCGAAGCGGGUCAGCUCGCAAGAGGACCGCUCGAGGAAUUCUUCAAAACUGUGCUGCGGCCAGGUGUAUUGUUCCAAAGGGCCACGCACAUGGAUCUUGAGGCGUUUCAACGCAGGGAACGAAGCGAAGGAUGGAACAAGGGAAUGUCCUCGAUCGGCCCGAAUAAUGAAUCAAUCUUCAGCGUACAAUCGCCUCGUCUUCAUGUUGAACCGCCUAAGCGACGGUGCACGCAAUUCUUCCGGUGCGAGGCUAUAAGGAAGACGCGGUCCGGCGAGAUGAAGGUCGAUUUCGCACCAUCGAGGGAUAUACUUCAUGAAGAGUCCGAGCAUCCGUCCUGCGACGAGACGAUUAAGGUUUGA
Coprinopsis cinerea okayama7#130 is the source of this 510-nucleotide messenger RNA. RefSeq lists its product as hypothetical. The transcript has 4 exons. The coding region runs from base 1 to 510 and encodes 169 amino acids. NCBI's taxonomy places the organism in Eukaryota, Fungi, Basidiomycota, Agaricomycetes, Agaricales, Psathyrellaceae. The record is from RefSeq and is a predicted model, not a curated record.